This is a messenger RNA of Aspergillus alliaceus, 1359 nucleotides long. Its product is annotated as putative oxalate/formate antiporter. Gene Ontology annotation, biological process: transmembrane transport. Gene Ontology annotation, molecular function: transmembrane transporter activity. Bases 1 to 1359 code for a protein of 452 amino acids. The transcript has 3 exons. Gene Ontology annotation, cellular component: fungal-type vacuole membrane. The record is from RefSeq and is a predicted model, not a curated record. NCBI's taxonomy places the organism in Eukaryota, Fungi, Ascomycota, Eurotiomycetes, Eurotiales, Aspergillaceae.
AUGGCAGACUCAGUGUUAGACACCACGCAACAUGUCAAUGAUGAACAACCCACCGAGAAUGGAACGGAGCAGCGGCCCCUGAAAUCUUUCCGUAGUGCCAUCUCGAGAACCGUGGAAAAAGCAAGAUCAACACCAGCUGAAUACCAAGAUGCCAAGUACCCUGAGGGCGGUCUCCGUGCGUGGCUCGUUGUGCUGGGCUCCUGGUGUGCUAUGAUGCCUUCGAUGGGGCUGUUGAAUACCAUAGGAGUCCUCCAUGCUUGGACCUCAAACCAUCAACUGGCCGAGUAUUCAUCUUCAAGCUUGGGAUGGAUCUUUGGUGCUUUUAGCUUUUUUCUCUAUUUUGGCGGUGCUCAAGUUGGCCCUAUCUUCGACAGCCGAGGAGUGCUACCGGUGGUCGUGCCAGGAUCUAUUGGCAUAGUACUAUCCAUAUUCUUUUUCAGUGCAAGUACCGAAUACUAUCAGAUCUUCUUAUCUUUCAGCGUUCUGGGUGGUAUCUCGUCUUGCUGCCUGUUCACCCCAGCCAUCUCUGCUGUGGGCCACUGGUUUGACGUACGCCGUGGCCUUGCAACCGGCAUUGCUUGCACUGCCGGCGGCCUCGGAGGCGUCUUCUUCCCUCUAAUUAUCCUUUAUGUCGGACCGACACUCGGCUUUGCCUGGGCAAUGCGUAUCAUCGGGAUUAUCUGCUUCGUCCUGUGUGUCUUGGCGUGUUUACUACUCAAGACUCGGUUACCACCCAACAACCAAGGUGGCAUGGCAAUUGACCUAAAGGCCCUCUGGGAACCGAAAUACGCCCUAACCACACUGGCUGUAUGGCUCGUCGAGUUCGCCGUCUUCAUCCCAUACACAUAUGUUGUCUCAUAUGGGUUAUACGCCGGGAUGGAACCUUCGAUGGCAUACAAACUGAACAUGCUUUUGAACGUGGGGGCUAUCCCGGGACGAGCGUUGCCGGGAGUGCUUGCCGACCGAAUGGGACGGUUCAACGUAAUGACUCUAACGGCUGUUGUUUGUGCGAUAUGCACACUUGCUUUGUGGUAUAAGGCGGGCACGAACGACGGUGCGAUCAUUGCGUACGUGGUCCUGUUUGGAUUCUGGAGUGGCGCGGCAAUUAGCUUGACGCCGGUGUGUAUCUCGCAGGUGUGCCGGACGGAGGAUUAUGGGAAGCGGAAUGGGACAACAUUCACUCUGGUCAGCGUGGGAACAUUGAUCGGAAUUCCUCUUGCUGGUGCCAUACAGGAAAGUAACGGAGGCGAGUACUGGGGGUUGAUUAUCUUUGCCGGGGUUUUGUAUCUGGCGUCGGCUGUUGCGUUUGCGGUCGCUAGAGGGGUUUCUGGGGGUUGGGGAUGGAAGAUCAAGUUUUAA